Molecule: messenger RNA, 1604 nt
Organism: Anguilla anguilla (European eel)
Lineage: Eukaryota; Metazoa; Chordata; Actinopteri; Anguilliformes; Anguillidae
Gene: tab1
Product: TGF-beta activated kinase 1/MAP3K7 binding protein 1
Exons: 11
Coding region: 12-1580 (522 amino acids)
Biological process (GO): protein dephosphorylation
Cellular component (GO): cytosol
Molecular function (GO): protein serine/threonine phosphatase activity
Source: RefSeq, a predicted model, not a curated record
GGCUGUACGGAAUGGAAAAAAAUGGCAGAGCCCUGGGAAGUGUGAAUGUGACGCUGGGUAGUUCCGCUAAGAUGGCGGCGCAGCGGAGGAGUUUGAUGCAAAGCCAGCAGAGUUGGACAGAUGACCUCCCGUUGUGUCAGUUGUGUGGGGUGUACACAACCGCCAACUGUGUGUACGGUCCUGAUGGCAAGGGCACUCAGAGCCACCCCAACGAGGAUGGCCACUUCAGAUUCAGAGGCGAGGACGGCUGCUUCCUCUAUGGGGUGUUCAACGGCUUUGACGGCGGCCGAGUAGCGAACUUUGUUGCUCAGCGCCUGACGGCUGAACUGUUGCUUGGACAGCUGAAUUCCAGCCACUCCGACGCAGACGUCAGGAGAAUCCUCUUGCAGGCUUUUGAUGUUGUGGAGAAGAGCUACUUUGAAACCAUUGAUGAUGCGUUAGCUGAGAAAGCCAACCUACAGUCACAGCUGCCUGAGAGUGGGUUUCACCCGCUGACCCCACAGAACCAGAAGCUCUCCGAUAGGCUUGGCGUGUUGGAGCAGGAGGUGUCCGGCGGGGCCACUGCUGUGGUGGCCCUCAUUCUCAACAACAAGCUGCACAUCGCCAACGUAGGUACCAACCGCGCUCUGCUGUGCAAGUCCUCCAGUGACGGUCAGAACCAGGUGAUCCAGAUCAGCCACGACCACACCACAGACAACGAGGAGGAGAUCCAGAGGCUAGCCCUGCUGGGUCUGGACCCGUCCCGCCUGCGCCAGGCCGGCCUGAUCGUGGGCCAGACCAGCACCCGGAGGAUCGGGGACUACCGGGUCAAGUUUAACUACUCGGACAUCGACCUGCUGAGCGCAGCAAAAAGCAAGCCAAUAACAGCGGAGCCUGAGAUCCACGGUAGCCAAUCAGUGGAAGGCGUGUCUGGGUUCCUCCUCCUGGUGUCUGAGGGGCUGAUCAAAGCCCUUGAGGCCGCCCACGGCCCUGAGCAAGCCAAUCAGGAGAUGGUUGCGAUCGUGGCGGCGGAGCUGGCCCAGCAGAGCAGCCUGGACGCGGCGGCCCAGGCGGUGGUGGAGCGGGUGAAGCGGCUGCACCACGACGCCUUCGCCAGCGGGCGGCAGCGCGCCACGCAGUGCUCCAGGCACGAGGACAUGACCCUGCUCAUACGCGUGCUCAACUACACGCUGGCUGACUGCGCCCUCACCCCUACACAGGGGGGGCGCAUCUACCCUGUGUCGGUGCCUUACUCCAACAGUCAGAGCACCAGCAAAACCAGCGUCACCCUCUCCCUGGUCAUGCCCUCGCAGGGUACCCUCACCAACGGGACCAACACCACCUCCACGCAGGAAGAAGGUACCCCCACGCCAAGCCAGAGCCCGACAGCCACCCUGCAGUCCACCCACACCCACACGCAGAGCUCCAGCUCCAGCUCGGGGGACGGGGGCAGCCUGUUCCGGCAGCGGGGGAGCCAGGCGGCCCAGCCGGACGAGACCGGGAGGGUGCAGCCUUACGUGGACUUCAGUCAGUUCUACAGACUGUGGGGGGCAGACCACUGCGACAGCCAGGCCGCUCAGGGGGGGCUCGGUCCACAGUGAAGGGGGUGAAGGGGGAGGGUUAGG